UAGAAGCUUUCGCUUCCUAUCUGUGCAGCGCUAUGUCGUCGUUUUGAUUUUUGUUAAUUUGUAUCAUCGACCAUUGUCAGCAGUUGUUCAAUCAGUAUAUGACCGUUAUUGGACACGUAAAGACAUACAGAGAAUAUGCCAGAAAGACAGAAGAAUCAGGACCCAGUAUUCCUGCAGCUUAGCGAACUGGCUUCGGAAGGGAGUGGAGGUCGAAUCUGCUUCGCCACGGAUGAUUGGUUUGCCCCGGCCGAAUGGAUGCUGAAGGAUUCCGAACCGGUGUUCAUCCCAGAUAAGUACACCACCUACGGAAAAUGGAUGGACGGUUGGGAGACACGGCGUAAGCGCAUUGCAGGUCACGACUGGUGCAUAGUACGACUAGCCGCGCCGACCUCGAUCAAAGGCAUCCUGGUGGAUACGGCGCACUUUACUGGAAACUACGCGCCACAAUUCUCCAUUCAGGGCACUCGUCUGGAGCAAGGUGAAGAGGAACUGAUACCAGAACGUGGACCGGAGAUGAUCGGUACGGCCUGCAGUGAACAGGAUUUGAAACUGAUGUCCGCAUUGAAGAGCGACCAGUGGACAGAGAUCAUCGGAAUGACUCCACUGCAACCGGGCUACGAAGAGACUAGAAAGCAAUACUUCACCGUUGACAAAAGUAACGAAGUGUUCACCCAUCUGAGAGUAAAUAUGUACCCGGACGGGGGAAUUGCUAGAUUGAGGGUGUUCGGGGAGGUCCAACCGGAUUUGAACGCUCUCAAGAAGUCCCAAAUCGAUCUGAUUGGCGUUCUGAAUGGAGGCCAAUGUUUGAGCUACUCGAACGCCCACUACGGACAUCCUCGAAACUUGAUCAAGCCAAACCGAGGCAUCAACAUGGGCGAUGGCUGGGAAACUGCCCGUAGACUUGAUCGUCCGGCGAUUCUCAAGACGGACGAAAACGGAAUUCUUCAGGUGCCAGGUUGUGAGUGGGCCAUUUUCAAACUAUGCUCGAAGGGAUCGGUGGAAAGUAUUCUCGUGGAUACUAAUCAUUUCAAAGGAAACUUCCCGGACAAUGUGAAGAUAGAGGCAGCUCUUCUGGAUGAUAAAGAAACUCUGCAAUCGGCUCAAUGGAAGGUAGUAUUGAAUAACACUAAGCUAUCGGCGCAUAAAGAGCAUGUGUUCAGAGAGGAAAUGCUACAAUAUAAGGGACCGUGUACUCAUGUGAGAAUUACAAUGGCACCGGACGGAGGCAUAUCACGGGUUAGACUGCUGGGAAAAGUACUGUGAGAUGAGGAAAUAAACAACUGAUGCUGCAUA
Aedes aegypti (yellow fever mosquito) is the source of this 1293-nucleotide messenger RNA. Its product is annotated as allantoicase. The transcript is spliced from 2 exons. Gene Ontology annotation, biological process: allantoin catabolic process. The coding region runs from base 136 to 1263 and encodes 375 amino acids. Gene Ontology annotation, molecular function: allantoicase activity. The record is from RefSeq and is a predicted model, not a curated record. Lineage: Eukaryota; Metazoa; Arthropoda; Insecta; Diptera; Culicidae.